Molecule: messenger RNA, 1596 nt
Organism: Miscanthus lutarioriparius
Lineage: Eukaryota; Viridiplantae; Streptophyta; Magnoliopsida; Poales; Poaceae
Source: the annotation of a GenBank genome assembly
AUGCCACUGCACGCCGCGAGCGCCGGCGGCGUGCUGGCCUACGCUGCCCUCGCGCUCGCGGCGCUGCGGCUGCUGCUGUCCUACAAGUCGGCGCUCUACGCGCUGCGCCGCCUGUGGCGGUGCGCCGACGAGUGGGCGCAGGCGUACCAGUACCACGUGGUGCCACGCUUCGCCGCAUGCGACGGCGCCGAGAACCCGCUGUUCCGCAAGUCCACCGCGUACGUGGCGUCGCUGCCGUCGCUGGAGGACGCAGACGCCGCGUGCGUGGUGUCGUCGGCGUCCCGGACCAACGGCGGGCUCACAUUCCAGCUCGGCCCAGGCCACACCGCGCGGGACGCUUUCCUCGGCGCGCGGCUCGCGUGGACCAGCGCGGGCGGCGCCGGCGAUGCCGGCGGCGGACCCGAGCGCCUAGUGCUGCGCGUGCGCCGCCACGACCGCUCCCGCGUGCUGCGACCUUACCUGCAGCACGUGGAGUCCGUGGCCGACGAGAUGGAGCAGCGCCGGCGCGAGCUGCGGCUCUUCGCCAACGCCGGCACCGACGCGGCCACGGGCGCGCCGCGCUGGGCGUCGGCGCCCUUCACCCACCCGGCCACGCUCGACGACGUAGCCAUGGACCCGGAUCUCAAGGCCCGCGUCCGCGCCGACCUCGAGAGCUUCCUCAAGGGCCGCGCCUACUACCACCGCCUCGGCCGCGUCUGGCGCCGGAGCUACCUCCUAUACGGCCCGCCGGGCACCGGCAAGUCCACGUUCGCGGCGGCCAUGGCCAGGUUCCUGGGCUACGACGUCUACGACGUCGACCUGUCCCGCGCCGCCGCCGCCGGCGACGACCUCCGCGCGCUGCUCCUGCACGCCACCCCGCGCUCGCUCGUCCUCGUCGAGGACCUGGACCGGUACCUGCAGGGCGGCGGCGGGGGUGGCGACGGGGAGGCGCGCGCGGCCAGGGUGCUGAGCUUCAUGGACGGCGUCGCGUCGUGCUGCGGCGAGGAGCGCAUCAUGGUGUUCACCAUGCGCGGGGGCAAGGACGCCGUCGACGCCGCGGUGCUGCGCCCCGGCCGGCUGGACGUGCACAUCCAGUUCACGCUCUGCGACUUCGAGGCCUUCAAGGCGCUGGCCAGCAACUACCUCGGGCUCAAGGACCACAAGCUGUACCCGCAGGUGGAGGAGGGGUUCCACGCCGCCGGCGCCCGCCUCAGCCCCGCCGAGGUCGGCGAGAUCAUGCUGGCCAACCGCGCGUCCCCGAGCCGCGCGCUCCGCAGCGUGAUCACCAAGCUCCAGCACGUCGCGUCCGGGGGCGCCGCGCCGCCGCGGAACCCGUCGCACAGGCGGAACACGAGCUGGUCCGGCGCCGGGCACCAGUGGGAGGACCAGGCCCAUUCGGCGCGCGCCAGCGCGGACUCCGCGCAGGCCGACGACGAGACGGCCGCCGGGGUCCCGCCGACGUGCGGGGUGUUCGGCAAGGAGGCGCCGAUGAGGGAGUUCAAGAAGCUGUACGGGCUGAUCAAGAUCAGGAGCCGGAGGGAGGGCUCCGGCGUCGUGCCACUGGAAGGCGACGCGCACGGGCCGCCGACGCCGGGCAACCACGACAGGGAGCGGUGA